This is a messenger RNA of Cyprinus carpio (common carp), 6528 nucleotides long. Its product is annotated as eukaryotic translation initiation factor 4 gamma 3-like. Gene Ontology annotation, molecular function: mRNA binding; protein binding; translation initiation factor activity. Bases 524 to 5728 code for a protein of 1734 amino acids. NCBI's taxonomy places the organism in Eukaryota, Metazoa, Chordata, Actinopteri, Cypriniformes, Cyprinidae. The transcript has 34 exons. Gene Ontology annotation, cellular component: eukaryotic translation initiation factor 4F complex. The record is from RefSeq and is a predicted model, not a curated record.
CGAAAGAACCGAUUCCUGGAAAUGUGUCGGACUUCCCAUCACCACGAAGUGGCGUAAGGUGAACCCGAUUAUCUCCGAACUAGUCGCCCGACGUUUACCGAGCCGUCCUUCCAGCCGGACUGCUGGAAGCAGCAGUAACAACGCCAUGUUGAGCGAAGUCUCCCAUCUUUAUGAGAAAUUCCUAUAGUGCGACUCGUUAAUGUGAUGUUACUACGCGAAGCGGAGCAAACAAACCCGGAGACGGCCAUCUGAGGAGGCGGAGAAGAACAAUUCAACCGGGAAGAUCCAGGGUGGCUGGAGGGGGAUACAAACCCCCUACCGUCCCCAUGCACAGAGCAGCUACAACCCCAGACUUCAAAGAUAAAAUGACAUUUUUGGUACUAAUAGCCAGAUUUGAAUGAACUCCAUGGCAUAAGGAUAUACACACGUUCCGGCCUUCGUAGAGAGAAGAAACGGCCAGAUAUUGUUGGAACGUGCGAUCGUUUUCAGCUGCGUAUUGUUUGUUUUGGUUUAAAUUUCUGCAAUGAGUUUGCCACCGAAAGUGGUCUCGAAACCGGCCGCUGUCGCUGUUAGUGGACAUGUAACCGGACCGGCACCGCCAACGCAUCUUCGGGCAGCGCUGACCUCCGUGUCGUUACCACCGGGAGCCCAGAGCGCUCCUCCGCCGUCAGCCGUGCCGCCUACCCAGAUUCCUCGAGCAGCGCUAUCACUAGAAGAAUGCAUGUUUCCCACCCACUCCGGGGUGACGGCAGUCUACAGUGUAUCUAGACACCCUGGUGCUCCAUACCCAGGUCAUGACCUCAGCAAAACCCACCCAAAUCUGGCGGGCACCCCUCCUGGCCACGGCACGUCCCCAGCCCUCUCUCAGGUUUCAGUCCCUGCCGCCCCCUCAUACCGCUUCCUCAAGAGCUGGGAGACAGGUGGUGGGCCUCCAUAUAACCAAGCCCAGAAUGCAGGCUCCGCCCCCCUGGUGUACUCGCCACAGACGCAGCCAAUGAAUGUACAGCCGCAGAAUCGGCCGUUUGUGACGGGGCCUCGUCCGACCCACCAUCAGUUCCUCCACAGGACUCAGAUGCAGCAGGCACGACCUAACCUUUCUACCAACAGCCCCUCCAUUCGGCCAGGCUCACAGACCCCAACGGCUACGGUUUAUCCCCCAAACCAGGCCAUCAUGAUGACCAUGACGCCCAUGGCCUUUCCUACCCAGACACACCAGUACUACAUUCCCCAGUAUCGUCAUAGUGCACCUUACGUUGGACCCCCGCAGCAAUAUGCCAUCCAGCCACCAGGGUCCGGAACCUUCUAUCCAGGACCUGGGCCUGGGGAAUACCCUGCUCCUUAUGCUGCCGGGCCGCCAUAUUACGCCAGCCAGACAGUGUACCCUCCCUCUCCACCCAUCAUAGUGCCUGCACCACUGCCACCUCCACCAGCCAAGCGUGAAAAGAAACCAUCCUCCCAGAUUCGGAUCCGAGACCCCAACCAGGGUGGAAAGGAUAUCACAGAGGAAAUCAUGUUUGGAAGCCGUAAUCCUACGCCUCCUGCUGGGCACCCAGCCUCCACCUUAACCCCACCUGCAGGACAGACCUCCUCAACACCAACCCCACCCACAGGACACCUGUCCAACACACCCACCCCUCCACAGCCAAGCAACUGUCAGACCCCAGAACAAAUGACAUGUGUCAACCCACCUCAGAGAAUCUCAGAGAGCCCUGCGCCCAUGGAUGGCAAACCUAAUUUAGAUGACAGGCCAAAAAUGGUGUCUGCUCCCGUAAUGCCUGUAUCCCCUGGGCCUAGGCCUUCAGAGUCCACUUUAGAGAAAAGAGAAGCCCCAAGUCUUCCAUUAUUAGCCUCUUCUCCAGAGAUGGCCUCUGAUGUUCCCUCUCAUCCUUCAAGUGAAUGCAUUAAACCAACUGCUGCAGGAGAACCUGAAUUUAUUUCUCCUUCAACUACCAAGGCUCAGAUGCAUCUGGUUAAUUCUGGUGGGGACUCUAUUCCUGAAAGUUCUCUCAGACUGUCUGCUUCGCCCUCGCUGUCCCUCAAAGUGGUAAAUGGCCUUGACGAGUCUCAAACUCCCUUAUCAAGCUAUGAAGAACCUGAGGUCCAGGAAGCCCUAAAGAUAUCAUUGUCCUGCAAGGUUCAGCUGCCAACCCAGGGUAUGUUAUCAACGGAGGAGUCUGGUCAGGAAGUUCCAGUGGCUUUGGAGGAGCUCCAAGCAGAGCACCUCCCUUCUCUAGCUGUACAUGUGCCCUUGAUUCCUACAGUGCAGGCCCUUUCAAGCACCUCCUGCACUGCUACUGUCAUUGGACCACCACCCGGUUUGCCACCACUAGUGCAGUCAGUUGUCCUUGAGGUGGCAGAGCAAAACAAGUCUUCAGACAAUGUCCAACCGAAGGCUCAGGAUGCUUCAGAAUCACAAACUCAGAAUUCUAGAAAGUUCAUACCCUCAGCUGUUUCUGCUGUACCAAAGUCUUGGAAGAAACCAAAUGAAGAUGUUCUGAUGGUGGAAACACUGCUGAAGGAGAAUGAGGAGGAGACCUCUAAGGACAGCUCUACUGGAGAUGACAUGGUCUCACAGCCAACCUUAGAGACCAACAGCAGCCCAUAUACAGUGCCUGAGCACCAGGAGAAGCUCUCAGAGGAGAACGGUGAGAGCCUUUUUGAAACAGAGCCUUUUAGGAAUGGGGUGGAGACAGAAAGCACUGACAGUGGCGUUACACUCGGAGACAGCAGGGGGUCCAUGUGUUCACCCACUCCACUCAUGCAGGAAGGUCUUGUGCAGUCUAAUGGAAAGAGACAGUAUGACCGGGACUUCCUGUUGGGUUUUCAGUUUAUGCCGGCCUGCGUGCAGAAACCAGAGGGACUGCCUCAAAUCAGUGAUGUGGUGCUAGACAAGAUUAACCAAAACAAACUGCCACUGAGGUCUGUGGACCCCAGGUUGAUUUCCAGGGGCACUCCCCAGGAUUUCACACCCGCUUUUGCUGACUUCGGCAGGCAGAUGCAAGGAGGACAUGGCGCCCCACUUAUAAACGUGCGGCGACUUCCACCACGCAAGAUCAUAGUAAAUGUUUCCGUUAAUGAUGACGUUCAGCUCAAGAAGGCAGAGAAUGCCUGGAAGCCUGGGAUGAAGAAAGAGAAUGUCACAGACGACCCAGAGGCCCUGAAAACCCAGGAGUUGUUCCGGAAAGUUCGUAGCAUUUUGAACAAGCUCACACCCCAGAUGUUUCAUCAGCUGAUGAAGCAGGUGACGGAUCUCACGAUCAACACAGAGGAGAGGCUGAAAGGAGUCAUCGACCUUGUGUUUGAGAAAGCCAUUGAUGAGCCCAGCUUCUCUGUGGCCUACGCCAACAUGUGUCGCUGCCUGGCUACGCUAAAAGUGCCAACAGCAGACAAACCUAACACCACGGUAAACUUCCGGAAGCUGCUAUUGAACCGCUGUCAGAAGGAAUUCGAGAGGGGCAAAGUGGACGACGUUGUACUUGAGAGAAAACAAAAGGAGCUGGACUCUACCACAUCACCCACAGAAAGGGAAAAACUGCAGGAGGAGCUUGAGGAGGAGAAGGACAAGGCCCGGCGUCGCUCCACAGGAAAUAUAAAAUUUAUCGGUGAGCUGUUCAAGCUCAAGAUGCUGACAGAGCCCAUCAUGCAUGACUGUAUGGUGAAACUACUAAAAAACCAUGACGACGAGAGCUUGGAGUGCCUCUGCAGACUCCUCACUACCAUCGGCAAAGACCUUGACUUCGAGAAAGCCAAGCCUCGUAUGGACCAAUACUUCAACCAGAUGGAGAAAAUUGUCAAAGAGCGCAAGACAUCGUCACGGAUACGGUUCAUGCUACAGGAUGUGAUAGAUUUGAGACUGCAUAACUGGGUGUCCCGAAGAGCAGACCAGGGUCCUAAAACCAUAGAGCAGAUCCAUAAAGAGGCCAAGCUAGAGGAACAGGAGGAGCAGAGGAAGGUUCAUCAGCAGCUUCUGUCUAAGGACAUCAAGAGGAGGCCAGACCAAAGAGAUCAGCGCUCCCAGAGGGAGGAGACCUGGAACACUGUGCCCACUACUAAGAACAGCAGGACCAUCGACCCCACAAAGAUCCCCAAGAUCUCCAAGGCUCAAAUCGAUGAAAAGAUUCAGCUUGGUCCGCGGGCUCAGAUCAACUGGAUAAAGGGCAGCAGUGGCGGAGCCAAAGCUAGUGACCCUGAGUUAACACGCUCUGCCAGUAGCACCCUGAACCGUUAUUCAGCACUGCAGUCGUCCACGUCUCAGCCCAGCCCAGCACCAGUCCAAACCUCUGAUCCUGAUUCCAGACGCCCACUGGGAAGUCGAGGCAGCACUGGUCGUGAUCGCAGUGAAAAGCCGUUGAGUUUGGGGCCGUCACGACCGGGGCUCUUCAGCAGAGGUAGCAGCGCUAAGGAGCUAACAGACAACGUGGCCCCUCAGGAGACAUGGAGAGAGGGACCUGACUCACACCAUACACCUUGUAAAGCCAGCAUUUCAGAGGAGAAAUGUGAGCUAGAGAACAUCAGAGCCACAGAGACAUUGAAAUCUGAGACGACGCAGGUCACUGGUGGUUCAGAGAAGCCCAUCCUGACCGAAGAGGAGGUCGAGCGGAAGUCCAAAUCCAUCAUUGAUGAGUUUCUGCACAUUAAUGACUACAAGUACUGUAAGCCGUUUUGCGUUCGUGUCUGUUUGUGUGUGCAGGAAGCAGUGCAGUGUGUAACUGAGAUGGAUCAGCCCUCUCUGCUGUUUGUGUUUGUGCGCAUGGGUCUGGAGUGCACACUGGAGCGUAGUCAGAAAGCCAGAGAGCACAUGGGACUGCUCUUCUAUCAGCUCAUUCAGAAGGGCAUCUUACCCCAUUCUCAACUCUACGAAGGGUUUUCGGAGAUGCUGGAGCAGGCUGAUGAUAUGGCCAUAGAUGUUCCCUUCAUUUGGCUUUACCUGGCUGAGCUGCUCAGUCCUCUGCUGAGAGAAGGAGGAAUCAACAUGAGAGAGCUGUUCAGUGAGUUAAGUAAACCGCUACUCCCUGUGGGAAGAGCUGCCAUCUUAUUUUCUGAAAUACUGCACCUACUAUGCAAACAAAUGAGCCAUAGGAAAGUUGGAGACUUGUGGAGAGAGUCUGGGCUGAACUGGGCUGACUUCCUGCCUGAGGGAGAACAUCUUCCUGCCUUCAUCUCACAACAGAAGUUAGAGUUCACCGUAUCAGAAGUCUCCCCUGUGUCCCUGGCCACAGCGAAACCCAGCCUCAGUCCGGAGGAGCUUUUCAAACAGCUAGAGCACCUCCUGCUAGAAGACAUGGCUAGUGACGAACAGAUCUUCGACUGGGUCGAGGCUAAUUUGGACGAAUCUCAAAUGAGUUCAUCUCCGUUUUUGAGAGCUUUAAUGACGGCUGUAUGUAAAGCAGCAGUUAAAGAUGAAAGCACGUCCUGUAGAGUGGACACUGCUAUCAUCCAGAGACGCCUACCUAUAUUACACAAGUACCUUAACUCAGACACCGAGCGGCAGCUGCAAGCACUUUACGCUCUUCAGUCUUUGAUUGUCGCCCUGGAUCAACCUCCCAAUCUACUCCGAAUGUUUUUCGACUGUCUUUACGAUGAGGACGUUAUUUCGGAGGACGCUUUCUGUCAGUGGGAAACAAGUAAAGACCCGGCAGAACAGCAAGGAAAAGGCGUAGCACUGAAGUCUGUCACCGCUUUCUUCACCUGGUUACGCGAGGCGGAGGAGGAGUCUGAGGAUAAUUGACACAAGCAGGUGGCCGACGCCCAGAGGCCCCCUACUGACACAAACAAAAACUGCAUCCAGACUAAACAGGUCUAGCCAUAAACAGACUUACUCCUGCAGACACAGGAACUUUGAAGCGCUGGCCAACUUGAGCUGGAACUCUCUACGCAACGGAGGGAACACUAAAUACUUGUAUCAUAUAUAUAGAAAAUAUUUUUGUUUUAAAGUUUGACUUUUUUUUUUUUUCAUUUGUUACUUUUAAAAGAAGAGACUUAAAAUAGGUUCUGAAUUCUUUAAUUUAUUAUUUUUUUAAGAGACUGCAAGUAUGGAGUUCUAUUUAACAUUUGCAGGCAAAAAGAACAUUGAUAUAAAUAACAGAAAUAAACAUGUAUCAUAACAAUAAUAUUAAUUUUGUUUAAAAUGUGUCAGCAGCCUCCCUGGAUUCAUGUGAUUCAUUUUAAAACAAAUCAAAUGUUUCCUCGGAAAUAAAUAAAUGCAUACAUUUUUGGCUCGAGGUGGAGACUGGUCCCGGAUCGGCUAAUGUUGCUGAAGUUUCAGGCUGUUUUGAGAAACACCCGCCACUGGUUCUUCUGCUUCGGCUUUUGCUCGACGAACUUUCCAAGUAACGUGGCAAACACUGUAAAAAUGAAUAUGAAUUCAGACUUCAACAUCAAAUACCUGUAUGCAUUAAGGAGAAGUGCAAACACUAAUGAAAGUCAGAACAUUGCCAGGAUUGCUCAGUGUACUUGUGAUGAAGAACUGAUGAGGAAAUGUAAAGCUUGUAAAUACAUUAAAGAGAAAAAAAAGAGAUUUAAAAAUUA